AUGUUAAAAGAUUGUAUAGAGUUCGCUAAGGGUUGCCAAGAAUGUCAAGUACAAGCAGGAAUUCAACAUGCUCCUGCAAGGAAGAAGCCAAAAAAUUGGCACAAAACUUUAGAUCAAGCACUUUGGGCUUGUCGAACCUCCCCUAAAGAAGCUACUAACACUACACUUUUCCAACUUACAUUUGGACAUGAUGCAGUAUUACCUGUCGAAAUCUACUUGCAAUCAGUGAGAAUCCAAAGACAAGGAGAAAUUCCAUCUGACCUAUAUUGGGAAAUGAUGAUGAAUGAACUAGUUGAUUUGGACGAAGAAAGGUUGCAUGCAUUAGAAGUAUUAAGAAGACAAAAGGAAAGGGUAGCAAGAGCAUACAAUAAGAGGGUCAAAGGUAAACCUUUCAUUAUGAAUGAUUUAGUUUGGAAAGUUAUAUUACCUAUGGAUCGAAAGAAUAAAACAUUAGGAAAAUGGUCUCCACAUUGGGAAGGACCUUUUCGAAUUUUAAAAGCAUUUUCAAAUAAUGCAUACGAAAUAGAAGAACUAGCAGAGGAUCGAAGAAUCCUAAAAGUAAAUGGGAAAUACUUAAAGAAGUAUAAACCAUUUGUGCAUGAAGUUAAAAUCAUAACAACGUAG
Lathyrus oleraceus (garden pea) is the source of this 624-nucleotide messenger RNA. RefSeq lists its product as uncharacterized. The transcript is spliced from 2 exons. The record is from RefSeq and is a predicted model, not a curated record. Bases 1 to 624 code for a protein of 207 amino acids. Lineage: Eukaryota; Viridiplantae; Streptophyta; Magnoliopsida; Fabales; Fabaceae. Gene Ontology annotation, molecular function: nucleic acid binding.